AUGAGUUACUCUUCUACUGAGAUCUGUGCCUUCCGAGGAUCAACAGUGGACAUUAACUGUACCUACACAUACCCAUCCACAUUGAAUUACCUCGAUACUACAGUUCAGAAAACUUUCUGGUUCAUUAAAGUGAGUAAUGGGAUUUACGUUGAUCUAAGGACUGAUCCGGAGUAUUCAGGUCGUGUGGAGUAUCUCUGUGGAAACAACAAGUGCACUCUGAGAAUCUCUAACCUGAUAGAGAGCGACUCAGCUGUGUACAAGUUCAGGUUCACAACAAACCAGGUUGGAGGGAGUCUUACUGGUUCAGCUGGAGUCACUCUGAAUGUCACAGACCCUCAGCUCCAGGUUCAUGUGAGGAGAUCAACAGCCUAUCCAUCUUCUACCUGGACAGAGCUGACCUGUCACAGCAGGUGUCAGGUCCCUGAUCAUCUUUCCUACGUUUGGUACAAUAACAAUAAACUUGUUGGACAAAAAAAUUACUUGCACCUCCGACACUUUGAUGCUGAAGACAGCUAUCACUGUGCUAUAGAAGGACAUGAGCGUUUCACUUCUCCUUCAUUGGAUGCUCCAAAGCCUCCCUCUGUGUCAGUGAGUCCCUCUGGUGAGAUCAUGGAGGACAGCUCUGUGAAUCUGACCUGCAGCAGUGAUGCUAGCCCAGCAGCUAAAUACACCUGGUACAAGAGAAGUGGAGAUAAACAAGUUCAACCUCUCAGUGAAGAGACACACUUUGUCCUCAGCUCCAUCCGGUUGUCAGACUCUGGAGAGUAUUACUGCACAGCUGAGAAUGAGCUGGGAAGGAGCUCAGCAAACAUCUUGAUAACUGUGACAUUCUGUUGUCUAGGGAAGUCAGUGAUAAUC
Limanda limanda (common dab) is the source of this 858-nucleotide messenger RNA. RefSeq names its product basement membrane-specific heparan sulfate proteoglycan core protein-like. The annotation marks the transcript as partial. Lineage: Eukaryota; Metazoa; Chordata; Actinopteri; Pleuronectiformes; Pleuronectidae. The record is from RefSeq and is a predicted model, not a curated record. The transcript has 4 exons.